Molecule: messenger RNA, 5088 nt
Organism: Nomia melanderi (Alkali bee)
Lineage: Eukaryota; Metazoa; Arthropoda; Insecta; Hymenoptera; Halictidae
Molecular function (GO): protein binding
Source: RefSeq, a predicted model, not a curated record
UCUUACCCGCGCUCCCACUGGUAUCCGCGAAUACGCGUGAAGUUUUUGGCGGCAUUCAAUCCCGUAGUGGGACCCAAAACGAAGGCUGAACGUGUACCCGCGCGCGUCAACCCAUCGAGUGCGGCCCGUCGAUGAGUAACCGGACGCGUCUCGUCGGACACGCAAUGCCAGCGUCCGGUACCCGUCUCGCCCCGACGAGCCGCCAAGUCAGGAUCAACGCGCGGCGGAUCGUAAUGUGAAAAAGAUCGUGCUGGAAGCAAUGUGGCUUCCGUUGAUGCUGCUCGCCUUGAUGGCGACCGGGUCUGCGUGUCCGGAUCUGUGCGAGUGCCAUCCGAGCGGCGCCGCCGAGACAGACUUGCCGGCUCUGCUGCGCGUCAAGUGCCGCGGCCGUGUGCCGGCUUUGGCCGAGCUGCCCGCGAACACCGGAAGCUUGACCGUGGACGGGGCUGAGGAUUACGAAGUGAUCGGUCUAUUGGACGAGCUUGAGGCGACCGACUCGUCUCGCGAUCUCGGUAUGACCGACGCGUCCAACGGUGUCGACGGGAACGACACUUAUACCGCGGCCGAGGACAAUAACUCGAGCCUGCCGUGUCUCGAUCAGUUGUCCGCGACGAACUGUUCGUUGGUGUACUUGAACGUGUCGUGGCGCGGUCUCGAGCGGAUCCGAUCGCUGAACCUGUCACGCAACAGCCUGGCCCGGCUGGCCGAUGCGAUCCUGGUCGCACGCACGACCAACAUGACCGGGCUGGCACGGCUCGACCUGUCCGACAACUCGAUUGCCGAGCUGAGUGCCGGCGCUUUUAGGACGCUUACGGGAUUGGUGUGGUUGAGUUUGAGAAGGAACGCGAUUAACGUGGUGCACGAGGACGCAUUUCGCGCACUGGACCGUCUCGAACUGCUUGACUUGUCGGACAAUAGGCUGACCAAGCUGCCAGACAACGCGCUUACGCCGCUGUACUCCUUGCAGAAGUUGGACCUCAGUGGGAACCAGCUGCAAGUUUUGGGUACCAGGUGGUUCGAGAACCUGUACCGAUUGAGGGAAUUGGAUGUCUCGAGGAACGGACUGGCGCGGGCCACGUCAGGAACCUUACAACCGCUGUCGGGAUUGUCUGUGCUGAAACUAUCGGAGAAUCCGUUGAAGGAAAGAGAUGUUUCGUUGCUAUUGGGGACCGGCAGACGUUUGGAGACGGUGGACGCGUCGCGCACUGGCUUGGCCAGAGUACCGGCUGCUUUGACGAGGUCGGUGAGAGCGCUGCGACUGGCCGGCAACAAAUUAACUGCCAUCCGCGGUGGCGAUUUGGACAGCUAUCCCCUAUUACGGAUAUUGGACAUCUCGGAGAAUCGAUUGACGGACAUCGAGGACGACGCUUUGGGACGUCUGGAGGUCCUUGAGGAAUUAGACAUCUCCGGCAACGUUCUGGUCCGUGUACCCAGAAGCUUGCCCAACAGUUUGACCAACUUGAAGCUUCAACGUAACGCGAUCGUUGCGUUGAAGCUGAACGAUCUCCAAGGGCUGUGCAAUCUGAGAUCGCUGACGCUGAACGAAAACGAGAUCGGCGAAAUCGAAGUGGGAGCUCUCGGGCAACUGCCGGUGCUCGAAGAACUCGAUCUGUCCCAUAAUCCCAUUAAAACGUUACCGGCUAAUACUCUGAGUGGACCAAGCAAUCUCGCGAAGCUCCGUAUGUCGGGAUUAACCUCGCUCGAAUGGAGGCAAGAGGAACAAAGUGACAUGGCGUUCCCUGUGCCCACGCCCGAAAGACUCGUAUAUCUCGACGUAUCGGGCAGCCCGGCGCUGGCCAGGCAGCUUUUAGCGGAUGACGCCGCGCUCUCCGCCUGCAAAAGCCUGGCCGAACUGAAUUUGUCCGAGACGAACAUCACCAGGCUACGUUUCGAUCUGCCUUACAUGCUGCCGCAACUGCGGCUCCUCGAUCUCGCCGGGAAUAAUUGGGAUUGCACAGAGGAGCUCUACUGGCUCGGCGAGUGGCUGAUGCAACACAAACAACCGGAUAAAGACGUCGAACCGGGUCAAUGCGCCACCCCCCAGGAAUGGUCAGGAUCGUUUCUCUACGAAUUACCUUCACCGCCGAGUCCCCUUCCCACCGUCGUGCCAACUACUGAGACCACCGACUCGGUUACAUCAUCGAUUCCAACCACGACCACGCGCGCGUCUUCCGGCGACAAGCAGAAACCGUCUUCCAACGUGACCCGCGCGAACGUACCAGACCCGGCCGACAAUCUUACGAAUACCACCGAGGACUCUAAGACUCGCCCGACUCCGUACCACAAAAGUUUCUCCGAUGAUCCCACUAAUGGCGCGGAGGAAACGAGAACCGCGUCGCUGCCAGUCGCCGGCAACGAGACCCGUUUCUACGAGGCUCCGACGUCGUUCAGAAACGCGACGUCGAUCGCGAAAACGCAGAAAUGGCGCAGCCUCGGAAGGAAGAUAAUCAAAGUCAAUCAGACGGCGGCGGAGAUGAAAAAUUUUAUAACGGAUGUCGACGGGUUGUCAGACCGGGAGACAGAGAGGCCGUCGAUCGACGCGAAGCCGGACGACUUUGAUUCACGGACCUUGGACAAUCGGGUCGAUGCCAAAAAGAUGAAGACCAAACGACUGAACAAGCUACCCAUGACUUCGGGCAAGAGCGGUUCCUUCAUCAUGUCGAAACUCAGCCCGCGGAAGCGAAUGGAUCAAGAUGAGGGUGGAACAGACGGGAAAUACUCGAAGAGACUGAACGACCUGGUGAAAGAGGAUCUGGUGCUGGGGAAUACCGUGGAGACGAGCGCGAUGGACGAGGAAUUGAAUAGCCGGGCCACUAAUUCCGACGCGAGAGUGUCCGAGGCUUUGUCCGCCGGCGCUCAUCCCGGCAUGCUAGUGCUAGCCGGCGCGGUCCUUGGCGCCGCAGCUGCGCUGACCGUGGUGUUGUCGCGAAGGGCCACGCUGCGCCGCAGGGACAGGUAUCAUCGUCACGAGAAUAUCGAGGUUCACACGCUCACCCCGACCACGGAGCUCUGGUGACCGGAGUCUGAACACGCUCGAUUAUUCGAGAGGGAGAACCGACCGACCGGCGACGAUCGCGGCGAACGCGGCCGAAUCUCAUCGUCGUCCCUGCUAUCCGAACGAUUAUCGAGCACGUUGGACGGGUACUUCAGGAAGACCGCGCUCAAAUAAUGCGAUAUCUUCGAGCCCGGCUCCAGUAGUUCCCAAAGACAUUCAACCGAACACGUUUCUCGCCCGAAUUUCUCGCAGCCACAACUACCGAUCUCAUUCGAAGCAAAUAUUCUUAAACACGUUCAAGGUUUCCCCGCGCAAAAUCGGUCGGCGACGACAUAGUACAAACUUGACUCGAGCCGAGCAGCGAGUAACCAAGACACCACAUCCUGACGGGGUCUGACACGGGCAAACCAGGCUUCACCGUGCGUUUGCCAAAGCAGCCGGUUUCCGUAUAACCAUCAAGACCUGGCCCGUCGGGAAAUACUGAGCACGCGAGAAGAAAGUUCGAAGGCAGCAACGCGCGCCGCGGUAUGCGCGGGUCCCCGAGCGAUGAGCUCGUAGAGGCCGGCGUUCAAUCGGAAUCGACACGGGGAAGUUGAUUGAACAAGAAUACUCGUUCGGAUUCUGAAUUAAACACGUUCACGUAUGACGAAGGGGAAGAGGAGUCCAGUGAUCGAUCGUCGACCACGGACACAGACCGGUGACGCGAUUCACCGGGUGAGAUCGAUGAAGAGAGGAUCGCGUGCAUGCAAAAGCAGAAGGCAAACUGGCGAGGUGGCAAUAAUUAUGGGGCAGCCGGAGGGCGGCGAUGUCGGCCGAUCGGCGCACACCGAGUCGAAUAGCGCAUAGUGACAAUAAUAACUGUAACGUGCCGCGUAUCUGUAAUGGACCUCUCGUCGCGCGUUCGGGACGCUUGAAAGUGCUUUGCGGGUGCCGACGGGUGCGACUGAAGAGGAGAUCGAAGCCGGAAGAAGGGGGUGGACGGCCGAAAGAAGACUGGAGGAACGGAUAAGGACGAAGGAACGUGCCGGCAUGAAAUUCGCGGUGGCGAAUUGUACGUUUGAAUGACAGUGCGAGAGGUCGGGGGUGGGAAAAGGGAGAGCGAUUGCUAGGCGGGAGAACUUUUAUCGAGCGCGCCGCGCGGGAUCGAGCCGGAGCUGAAGAAAGCUCGGGAGCAUUGCGAGCGCGCGCGACGGUGCAAGUGAACACGGGGGAUGCGAGAGAAGAGAGCCGUGGAGAACUCUGUGUGUGUGUUGUCUGCGUGUAGAGGAGAGAAAGGGAGAGAUCGAGUGAGCGGGAAAGAGUGCGAGGGGAGAAAUGAUCGCGAGUUGGAAACCGCUCUCGACGGCGGCAACACCGAGUGUACAGAAACAUAGCUUCCGAACUUAAUUCUAGCGACUUGGCGAGUUGCCAAGACCUCCUCGGCAAACAGAAAAAAAGGCGAGGGAUAAGAGAGAGCGGGAGAGAGCAGAUAAGAAAUAACGAAGAGGCUAGACAUUAUCUUUCUUAAAAUAACCAGUGUCAAAGUACUGCUAUGAUAAUAAACCGACGUACAAAGAUGCAAGUCUCUGGAUUAUUUCUUCUGAUCGCCGUCUGUUUUAACUGGUAGUUAUUUGUUGUUUCUCUUGUUUUCUUUGGUUAGAAGAGGUUGUUACCAUUUCUUGGAAUUAAUCGGUUAGUUCUCGUGGAGAAUUCGCACGAUGUUCAACAGUUUGGGAUCGCUUAUAGGAUCAGAUGAAGGAAAGUUUUUUAAUGGAAAGAAUGGAAAUAAAUGUUUGAAUGUGUAUUGGGAUAUUUUUAGUUAGCAUAGGGCUAUAGAGAUAUUGCAAGAUUGUAAUUAGUAAACUUAUAUUCAAUUAUAUUGAAAUUAUUACUUAUAUUCUCUUUCUUGAAACAGAUUCUCUUCGUUUUAAUUAAGUUUCUGUCAUGGACAGAUAAUUAUCUAAUGAGGAAACGUGGAGAGUUUAAUUGAAAUAAAGAAUAGAUAAGAAAUAUGACGGGGGAGAAGCCCUAAUGAAGUUAAUGAAGAUAAGGAGCAUCGAACUUGUAUAGCUGAAUUAUCUUGUUCUUCAUUUGUUUGUACGUGUCUUUAUUAG